Messenger RNA from Microdochium trichocladiopsis, 1749 nucleotides. RefSeq lists its product as uncharacterized. The transcript is spliced from 2 exons. NCBI's taxonomy places the organism in Eukaryota, Fungi, Ascomycota, Sordariomycetes, Xylariales, Microdochiaceae. The coding region runs from base 1 to 1749 and encodes 582 amino acids. Gene Ontology annotation, cellular component: nucleus. Gene Ontology annotation, molecular function: protein binding. The record is from RefSeq and is a predicted model, not a curated record.
AUGGCGCUGCGUCGCCUCCCGCGUCGAGCUCCCCUGCACUCCCAGCUGCGCGGCGCGAAACCAUGGACCGAAUUGUGGGACACCCCGGCUGCAGGUACUCCUCUACAGCUCCUCUUUACGGCAGCAGGCAUGGCCGACCACGUCGAGGUGAGGCCAUCUGGCAUUGCCGGGGCAGGUCGCGGCCUCUUUGCCCGCAAGAAGUUCGCCCCAGGAGAUGUGGUCGUCUCGGUAGAUCGGCCACUCGCAGCGGAAUGCGAGUACGACCGCAUGCUCGACACGUGCUCGUGGUGUUUUCAUCGUUCCAUUACAGAACCCGAAGAAAGGGCCCAGGCCGCAUCGAUGGGCCUUCCCAUGGGCUUCAUCGAGGUCAAGGCAUGCUCAGGCUGCCGAAGGGUUGCCUAUUGUUCCAAGAAAUGCCAGUCGAAAGCCUGGAAGCAGGAUCACAAAUAUGAGUGCAAGAUUAUCGGGGUCCCUGGCCGGCCACCCUUGCCUCCGCCAGUCAGAGCCGUGAUCAAGUUGCUCGGCAGGCUCAAGGCCGAUCCGACUGGAAGCAGCUCCAAGCUGCUGGAGCUCCUCACAUUCAGGCCUUUCGAAGGGGGCGCUGGACUGGACGAGUUCGAGAGGAACAACAAAGCUCGCCUCGACGAUUUCAACACUCUAGCUCAUGCCGCUUGGUUUUACUCCGACAAACCUAACUUCGACUUCGCCAGCGGCGAGCUCAUUGCCAAGGGGUUCUUGUUUGCUUUCUACAGCAACCAAGUCAGGAUCUCUUCUCCACUAGACGAAGGGCAGUAUGGCAGUUGUUUCGAUCCCCUGAUCUGCAGUGCGAACCAUUCCUGCGAGCCAAACGCAAUCAUCACGUUCGCUCAGCCACGCCAAUUCAUUCGUGCCCUCAAGCCCAUCAAGGCUGGCGACGAGGUCCUGGUGCAUUACGUGGACAUUUCCAACCCCUUCGGUGUCCGCCAGCUAGACCUCAAGGACGGGUAUUACUUUCAUUGCCGGUGCCCCAAGUGCAAAAAGGGCUCCAGAUUCGCUGCUGAAGAUGAAUUCUGCAAAAUGGGAGAGGAUCUGGACGAUGACUGGUUCAAGCUCGCCGAUGAACUCGUCGAACGCCAUCGAGAUGUGCUCGACAAGUACAUGGUCCCUGUCAACGAUGCAAAGGCACAGGAGCGACUCACUGCCAUGCAAGCCGAAGCUUUCACUGUUGCUCAGCAGAAGGGCGCAGUCAGCGUGGACGACAUCAAAGCCACGCUCAAGAUGUGCAUUAACUCAGGCAUGUGGAAGUGGACGAGACAGCCCGUGCCAAAACUGUGCAGGAACUUGUUGUCCGUAUACCUUGCCAACGCCGAUGUCUACCGGGCGUUCCGUGUUGGGAUCAAACUGUACUUCGAGAUCACUCCUGUGAUUUCACCGCAAGCAUUUUCCCCGGAACGCCUUAUCCUGGCGUGGAACUUGUCCACGGUUGUCAAUGUUCUAUGCGGCCCCAUGCACGAGGACGUGUGCAACGAGCUCGCGAAAGAGGCUGGUAUUGAGCUGCGCGUGGUCUACUGCGGACUUCUCUUUGACCUAUACGACAAUAUCGACUACAUGUACGAUGACGAAACACCGUUUGGUGUACUGGUCAACGGCACGUACGAGCAGAUCAUCCCGCAACUGGGUUAUCCCGAGCAGCAACUUAGGGACAAGGCCAAGGAAAUGAGACCCAAGAUCGAAGAGCUCGCAAGGAGCAUCUCUGUCGACACCAUAUGA